Apis dorsata (giant honeybee) is the source of this 1033-nucleotide messenger RNA. RefSeq lists its product as uncharacterized. The transcript is spliced from 3 exons. Lineage: Eukaryota; Metazoa; Arthropoda; Insecta; Hymenoptera; Apidae. The coding region runs from base 116 to 931 and encodes 271 amino acids. The record is from RefSeq and is a predicted model, not a curated record.
UUUCUCUAAAAAUAAAGAUCUCAAAGCUUAUUUGCCGGAAGCUAUACGUCCCCGGAUCUUCCUAUCAGAUUCAUCUAUGAUAUAAAGCACUCAGCAUGAACGGAUACCCAUUCAAAUGACCAAUGAAUGUUGGAUAACGAUGGUGAAACUACGUGUAUCCGUUGUUUUAAUAUUGCUCGUGUCUGUCAACUUGGUGGAACCGCUAGUACAGGAAGGUUUAUCUAAAUUUUUAGGAUCUAUAACUGGCAUUAAAAAUGUGAGGAUUCCUGAAUUAUUGAAUCAAUUGUGCAAUCAAUCGCAAGGAUCAAAUACAACUCGUCGAGAUGCGUGUUACGGAUGCUUCUUCAGGGCUACCAGUCAAACCCUUGGAUACUCUUUAUUAAUGGCUAUCUCGAAUUGUGCCGAUAUUUAUCUCAAUAAUACCGAUUAUGGCCACUGUCAACAAUACUUGAGAGUAAGUUAUACGAAAUUUUUAUCUAUCAAAUUUUUUAUCGAUUAUUUAUUUUUAUGUUUGCAACAGAACGCUACGAGCAUAAUGAAUUCAAGAACGAGUGUUACGACGAUAUAUUGCUCGUUCCUCGAAUGCGUUCGUCAAGUAAAUAAGGAUACUUUGCUCAGGGAAUGCGUCGGCGAAGCCAUAAGAAUGUCCCCCAAUUUCAACUUGACGGACGUGAAAUUAGCCCAAUUAUACGUGAACACGACCGCGUGUGUGCUGGCGAAAACACGUUGCUCUCAAAUGAAUCCGAUAACCGGAGAAUUUCAAGAAGACGAUCUGGCCAAUAAGCUGAACAUACCCACGGUCAACGCGGUGCUGGUCAACACGAAUUACGACAUCAACAUCGUACAGCUACCAUUCCAUUCCAGUUCCAUCGACGUUUGCGCAAAAUAUAGAAACUACGAGCAGGCCAGCUGGCCAACGAUCAUGUGUUGAUUGAAAUUUUCUCGUUUAGCAUGGCCUAGAAACGGUGGCCAACCAUCAUCAAUUUACAAUUAUACAUACGGCAUUAACCUAUUUAUAAUAUCGUAUUGUUCU